GGUGUAGCACGUGUAGCGCAGAAAGGCGGAGCUUUGGAAAGUCACCUGACUGGGCGCUCCCGGAAGGGUCUUUACAAGCCUGGUGGUGUCAAGAGUCUGAAAGCCGGAGCUGGGGAGGGAGAAGCAGAGAGGAGGCUGCGGGAAAGCGCUUCCAUUUAAGUGUUGAACUGCCUCUUAAGCUGAAGGAGGAUGCUACGGGUGGCCUCUUGCACGGCUCUUCUCCUGCUGCUCAAGAAGGCAGUGGGUCUGCCAUGGUUUCAGUGUGUCGGCGCAGUGCUGGUCUUCUACCUCGGCUCUGGAGGAUGGAAAUUCAUGAGGAUUUUCUUCAUGACGAUAAGAAGAGAUCUCUGGGGAGCCUUUACCUUGGUGAGGGUGAAGCUUCAAGUGCGAAAGCACCUGCACGAGAGAAACACAGUCCCUGACAUAUUCCAGGAGUGCGUGAAACGCCACCCCAACAAAACAGCUCUAAUUUUCGAAGGAACGGGAGUCUCGUGGACAUUCAGGGAGCUCGAUGAGUUCUCCAAUGCAGUGGCCAACUUCCUGCACGCCGAGGGCUUCCGCUCCGGCGAUGUCAUUGCGAUUUUUAUGGAGAACUGCAAUGAGUAUGUGGGUCUGUGGUUGGGUAUGGCCAAAAUCGGGGUGGAGGCUGCCCUGAUUAACUUCAACUUGCGGUUGGAUGCUUUGGAACACUGCUUCAGCGUCUCAAACUCCAAAGCUGUCGUUUUUGGGAAAGAGAUGUCCCAAGCCAUGUGUGACGUCUACUCCUUGAUGGGGAAAUCAGUCCGCCUUUACUGCUUUGGAGAAUGUGAUUCCAAAACUGUCCCCGUCGGCACUGAAUUCCUUGAUUCCAUCCUGCAAAGCGCAUCUCGCCAUCCACCAAAGGGUCCCGGCCGCAGCUUUACAGAUAAAUUAUUUUACAUCUAUACAUCUGGAACGACUGGUCUCCCUAAAGCUGCAAUUGUAGUGCAUAGCAGGUACUUUCGCAUGGCUGCCUUGGUGCAUUAUGGAUUCGGUAUGAGUUCCGACGAUGUGGUAUAUGACUGCCUUCCACUUUACCACUCCGCAGGUAACAUUGUGGGAAUUGGUCAGUGUCUCCUACACGGUUUGACUGUCGUCAUUAAAAAGAAGUUUUCUGCCUCUCGUUUCUGGGAUGACUGUGCCAAAUACAACUGCACGAUAGUACAGUAUAUUGGGGAAAUUUGCCGCUACCUCCUGAACCAGCCAGUGCGGGAAGCAGAAUCUCAGCAUCGUGUGAGGAUGGCUCUGGGGAACGGGCUGCGCCCUGCAAUUUGGACAGAAUUUACCUCGCGCUUCCGAAUCCCGCAGGUGGCAGAGUUCUACGGAGCGACUGAAUGCAACUGCAGCUUGGGCAACUUUGACAAUCAUGUGGGAGCCUGUGGAUUUAAUAGCCGGAUUCUGCCUUUUGUGUAUCCCAUAAGACUGAUGAAAGUGAAUGAGGAAACGAUGGAGCUUAUCCGUGAUGCUCAAGGUCUUUGUAUCCCAUGCAAACCAGGUGAACCAGGCCAGCUAGUUGGUCGUAUCAUUCAAUCAGACCCAUUGCGCAGAUUUGACGGUUAUGUGAACGAGGGCGCGACCAACAAGAAGAUUGCGGAAGAUGUUUUCAAGUGUGGGGAUAUGGCAUAUCUCACAGGAGAUGUGUUGGUAAUGGAUGAUCUGGGUUACAUGUAUUUCCGUGAUCGCACUGGGGACACGUUCAGAUGGAAGGGAGAGAACGUGUCAACCACUGAAGUGGAGGGUACAUUGAGCCGGCUGUUGGGGCAAGCAGAUGUGGUGGUCUAUGGCGUGGAAAUUCCAGGAACGGAAGGGAGGGCAGGAAUGGCCGCUGUCGCUGACCCCAACAGCACCUGUGACCUUGAGAAGUUUGCCAAGGACCUGAAAAAAUCAUUGCCCGCUUAUGCACAUCCCGUCUUCCUGAGAAUAUUGCCGGAAGUGAACAAGACCGGGACCUACAAAUUCCAGAAAACGGAGAUGAAGAAGGAAGGCUUUAAUCCACUCUGUGUUAAAGAUUCACUGUUUGUCUUGGAUUCCCAGCAAGGACGUUACACCCCCCUGACCCCAGACAUGUACAGUAGGAUUCAAACGGGCAAGUUCAAGCUUUGAGCCUCAUCUUGGAUGGUGGGGGGGCUAGUCAUGGUGUCACAUGACGGGGUUGGAACACUAUCAUCACGUUUUGCUGGUGGAGAGGCGCAGGGAAGUCCUGGCAUGUGAUCAUCCAAUAGGGAAUUUUUUCUUUUUUGCAAACCAAAGUAUUACAUCGGACAGUGGGAUCCGUGUGCAUUAAUGGUUGAAAAAAGGGACGUGUGUUUUUUAAAUUUUUUUUUCUUUUCUAAUUUAUUUUUUUUAGCAGACCGUGUGAGAAAGAAAUGGCAAUAAGCUGCUCUAGUAUUUCCUCUUGUGUCUCGUACACUCCAUCUCUGUCUGUCUUGUGACUCGGCCUUCCUGGGAUAUGAAUGAUUUGAUGGAAGGCGAUUUCAUGCAUGGCCUAGGCCUGGCUCACAGCAUCCUGUGGUCUGAGGAUAAUCAGGAGCAUGUUCUACUGUAUCCAUGUUUUAUAUUCAUUAUGUCUGGGGAGAGACAAACGCAAUGUAGUGUUGGCUUCUGUAGUUGUGUGGGAACUAAAGUGGAGCCGAGAUUCGGUACAUUACCCUAAUCCAACUGACUUGACUCUAGUGUUAGUGUCCCACCUCCUCUUCUUCCCUGCAAUAUCAGUAAGUAAUGGCAGCACAUCCAAAUGAGGUUGGAAGAGGCAAGGUUAGCACAUUGUUACUUGUCUCCUAUCCUGAGACAAGUCUGUUCAACUUAAUUAACCGUAACACCAAAAAAUUAAAGUGUUUUAAAGGAAUGACAAUAUCAUGUAGUGUUGCCCUGCACUGGUAAAACUGGUGUGUUUGCUUUAGAAAUACAACUGUAGUUCAUAUAAACAAGCAGCUGUGUAGCCAUGGGGGCAGCCAUUCAUAAACAAUAGAUAACCGAUACGUUCUGAUGAAUCCCAUUGUAUACUGCAGAGCUUAUCUGUUAUCUGCUGCUUAAUCCUGAGCCUUUUCUAUUUUUUUUUUUU
This is a messenger RNA of Xenopus laevis (African clawed frog), 3079 nucleotides long. RefSeq names its product solute carrier family 27 member 4 L homeolog (gene slc27a4.L). Gene Ontology annotation, cellular component: endomembrane system; membrane; endoplasmic reticulum membrane. Lineage: Eukaryota; Metazoa; Chordata; Amphibia; Anura; Pipidae. Gene Ontology annotation, molecular function: fatty acid transmembrane transporter activity; arachidonate-CoA ligase activity; long-chain fatty acid-CoA ligase activity. The record is from RefSeq and is a predicted model, not a curated record. The coding region runs from base 190 to 2121 and encodes 643 amino acids. The transcript has 13 exons. Gene Ontology annotation, biological process: long-chain fatty acid import into cell; medium-chain fatty acid transport; long-chain fatty acid metabolic process.